CAAACUAAUUGUCUAUUUGUAUCGAUCGGUAAAUAUCCUAAUUAUACUAAAUUUGGCGUAAAUGAAGACUCGUGUGGAUACAGAUUCUCAACGGAAGUAAUGUUUACAACAUAUAAAACCAAUUGCUUUCGCAAUAACUAUAGUCCGAGAAAAUUACACGAUGUAAACGGUCAAUACGAUUACCCACAUCUGUUGUCCACCAGUCGGUUAACGGGCGGUUGGCAUCAGAACUAUGGCGAAGGACCAUGGGCAGUUAGUGUGAAGAUUGUUGACAGUUGGCCUAAUCCCGAUGCGGGCAGCAGGGUCAGUUGGAAAAAGACCAAAUCCAUCAUUACUUAUUGCUCGGGUGUAUUGAUUACAACAAAAUGGGUUUUAACGGCCGCCGAUUGUUUCAGAAACGUACAUAAGGGCAACACAAGGAAGACAUCGGUGUCGGCCGGAUAUCGGCGUAAAAGCGAGCGAUUGGUUGCAGUGAACGGUAUAGUUGUUAAGUCAGGCGUGGCUUUAGUUCGGCUCAAGAAGAAUAUGCUAAGCCAUAACGUCGGCCGACAAAUGCUGGUCAACACCGUAUGUCUGCCCGAUUUGGGUCAAGUGCUGGACCGGCCCGAGUGGGCCACACUGUUUGGCUAUGGUUUUACUGAUAGCCGGAGCACUGCCAACGAUUAUUUACACCAUGGUGAUAUUUAUUUACUAUCGCGAAAUACAUGUAACCCAUUAACCAAUGAUACACUUCUGUGCUCCUCUAACUCCGUGGGCCAUAACAUAUCCAUACCCUGUAUAGGCGACGAGGGCUCACCUGUGGUUCAGUAUACCGACAAAUACCGGACCAAAGCUAUACUUGUGGGCACACAUGUGAGACGUGGGCCACACGCGGAUGAUCCGUGUCAAAUUAUUUUUGUUAAUGGUCUCAGAAAGUGUGGACACAAUCGACGAGUGGAUGAAGUGAUGGCCACCGAAGACAACGACAGCCAAACGUGGCAUCAAAUCAAUCAAAUCACACACAAAGACAUGGAUUGCAUUGAAAUGAUUACUAAAUUGAAUGAAAUGAAGAUUUUUAGCGAAACGAUAGAUAAAAUGCAAUGUAUUUUGGAUACAAAUAGUAGUGAUUUGUGUGAAAACAUUCAAUCAUUAAAUAAAACUAUUAUUGAUUGCAAACCAAUUAAAAUCAGUGUUAAUUUGAUGGCAAUUAACAAAACAAUUAAUAAAAAUAAUGAUAAGUUUCGGUGUCUUCGGACUGAUUGUCACUUUAAGACUCAAUUCAAAAGUGUUUUAAUUCAACAUCAAAUAAUUCAUACAAAUAUUAGACAAUUUAAAUGUGAUUUUAAUGAUUGUACUAAAAGUUAUAAAUGGAAAUCACAAUUAAUUAAACACAAAAAUGCCGUCCAUUUGAACAAAAGAUUUGUUUGUGAUUUCAAAGAUUGCAACAAAAGUUUUACAACAAAACAAACUUUAUUUCAACACAAAAGUUGUGUUCAUUUGAAUGAAAAGGAUUAUAAAUAUAAUGAAGAAAAUUGUGGCAAAAGUUUUGAUGGAAUAUCAGAUCUAAUUCGUCACAAACGCAUACAUUCGGGAGAAAACCCAUUUGAAUGUGAUUUAAAUAAUUGCCACAAAGGGUUUACACAUAAAUCACAAUUAAUUGAACACAAAAAUUGCGUUCAUUUAAAUAAAAAGCCAUUUAUAUGUAACGAAAAAAAUUGUGGCAAAAGGUUUACAACAAAACAUAACUUAUUUCAACACAAAAGUUGCGUUCAUUUGAAUGAAAAGUUAUUCAAAUGCACUGAAGAAAAUUGUGGCAAAAGUUUUGGUCAAAAAUCACAUCUAAUUCGUCACAAACGCAUUCAUUCGGGAGAAAAACUAUAUAAAUGUGAUUUUAAUGAUUGCGGCAAAUGUUUUGCACAAAAAUCACAAUUAAUUGAACACAAAAAUUGCGUUCAUUUAAAUAAAAAGUUAUUCAAAUGUAAUGAAAAAAAUUGUGGCAAAUAUUUUAGUCGAAAACCAUAUCUAAUUUGUCACAAACGCAUACAUUCGGGAGAAAAACCAUAUAAAUGUGAUUUUAAUGAUUGUAUCAAAUGUUUUACACAAAUAUCACAUUUAUAUCGACACAAAAGAGGAUCGAUGAAG
Molecule: messenger RNA, 2121 nt
Organism: Medioppia subpectinata
Lineage: Eukaryota; Metazoa; Arthropoda; Arachnida; Sarcoptiformes; Oppiidae
Source: the annotation of a GenBank genome assembly